Durusdinium trenchii is the source of this 1052-nucleotide messenger RNA. NCBI's taxonomy places the organism in Eukaryota, Dinophyceae, Suessiales, Symbiodiniaceae. The record is from the annotation of a GenBank genome assembly.
UGUCUUAGCGUUUUGUAGAGCCUUUCCAGUGUGCCACCUAGCGAUUUGGUGCCUUAGCCGCUGGUUGCCGCUGCUGCCUGACGCAGUGUCGAGGAAGGAUACCAUGAUGAAAGGGAAGAUGGGGAAGAUCAAAUCGGCCAAGAUGGAGGCUGGCGCGCGUAUGGCAGCCGCACAUCGGAGCCGCAUGGAAGACUUUGUCCUGCCGACCAGCGGCUCCUGCAAACCUUCGGAGGAUGGUUCCCAUUGCACCGGAUGCUUUGAAAUGGCGAUGUGUCAACAUCCCUACUGUGGAACCUGCGGCUUUUGCUCCAGCAGUGGUGUCUUUGAUCGUGAGCGUGAGCUUCUCGAUUAUCAGUGCAUGUGCGAGAGAUGUGCCAAGGCCAUGAACAGGUGCUGUGCUUGUGGGAUUGCAUUCGACGGGACGCCCAUUGAGGUGAGCUUGCCUCUAAACCAUGGGCCUGGCAGUGGUGACGAGGCCUUCGACGACGUAGCGUUUCCAGACGAAGACACCACUUCUUGGUCUGAGCGUAUGGAUGCAGCUCUUGAGGUGGCAAGACAGUACAGUGGAUUUUCAAAGUUUCAUGAGACCUACCCGCCUCUCUUUAGCGAACUCUGGGACAGGUAUGACCCAGGUCACACUGGCUACAUCAAGGCAUCAGAGGCCGAAGCAUUUGCCAACGACAUGGUGGCUGCUGGAUGGAAGGAUUGGGCACCUUCUGCCCGUGAUCGUCGGCUGUGGCGCCAAAUUGAAGAAGAAUGUGGUGAGAUCAGCCUGGAGCAAUUUGCAGAGAUGAGUGAAAAUGAAGAGUUUGCAGUGUGAUGGGACUGAGAUGCAUUGGCACGCAAAUGAGAUGCACUUCCAGUCACAGAGCUUUCUGGAGCCCAAUAGAAUGCCUUUAAAAGGCAUUUAAUUUGGACCAAUUCCUUGAAGAAUUUGAAGGCUUCAUUGACGGCCGCCAUUUUGAUGGCCCCAUCCAGUCAUCCCGGUUUGUACAGUGGCCGCCCAAUUGAUUCAAGUGGCUGACAGCGUCCGUUCUGAUGGAUGCGCGGAA